Messenger RNA from Hippocampus comes (tiger tail seahorse), 3147 nucleotides. RefSeq names its product leucine-rich repeat transmembrane neuronal protein 4. NCBI's taxonomy places the organism in Eukaryota, Metazoa, Chordata, Actinopteri, Syngnathiformes, Syngnathidae. The coding region runs from base 483 to 2252 and encodes 589 amino acids. Gene Ontology annotation, molecular function: protein binding. The transcript is spliced from 3 exons. The record is from RefSeq and is a predicted model, not a curated record.
UUCAUUCUUGAUGACACGGUCAUCGGCUCUGAUCCGCGCCAGACUGCAUCUUGACGCUGGAUGCGGAUCCCUUCAACUUGUCGGUCUCGGACCACACUUUCUCCCACCGCAUUAUUUUUCACGCGCUCUGUCAUCAAUUCGUCUUGUGCUACCCAAUUAAACCCGAUUCAACAAUUGGCCGCCGGAUGUUUAACCAUCUUCUCGCCCGUGCCCAGGCGAGGCUUCGGGCUUUACCGCUCCAAGGGCUCUGCAAGGUGCUCGUCACGAGUGGGCAACAUCCUGAUCAUCCUUUGCGGUAACGUAGCAAAGUAAAGUCCCACUUUUUCUGGAGACGCUGUCGUCUCUGACAGGUGUGCGUCUGCAUACGCAAAAGUGCGCGUUUGCCACCCGGUGCGAAACAAGCGUUGUGAGUCCGUGCUCCACUAUUUGGCCGGCUUCGUGGAACAUGUGGAGCUGGGACGCAUGCAACAGAAAGCUGUAACAUGAGGAGGAGCCGACACCGCGCAAGUAUGGGACUUCCUGUGCUUUGCAGAUGGCUUGUAUUCAUAGCGGUGGUGCCUGUCUGGCUGCUGGCUGCUCCGAACCCCAUGCGUGAGCGUCCCUGCCCGCAGAGUUGCAGAUGCGACGGCAAAAUAAUCUACUGCGAAUCCAAUGCUUUCCGUGAUGUGCCGAGCAAUGUGUCAGUGGGAACGCAGGGCCUGUCGCUGCGGUACAACAGCCUGAUGAACCUGAGAGCCCACCAGUUUGCAGGCCUCGGUCAACUGGUUUGGCUGUACCUCGAUCACAACUACAUCGGUUCCGUGGAUGGCCAAGCGUUCCACGGCAUACGCAGACUUAAAGAACUAAUUCUCAGCUCCAAUAAGAUCACCCUGCUCAAGAACAACACUUUCCAUGACGUUCCCAACUUGCGAAAUCUUGACCUUUCCUACAAUAAACUGCAGGUACUCCAACCCAAUCAAUUUGUGGGCCUACGGAAGCUACUCAGUUUGCACUUGAGGUCAAAUUCUUUAAAAACUGUCCCAAUGCGAGUCUUCCUUGACUGUCGCAACCUGGAAUUCUUAGAUAUUGGCUACAACAGGCUAAGGAGCCUCACGCGUAACGCCUUCGCUGGACUCUUUAAGCUGGUCGAGCUGCAUUUGGAACACAACCAGUUUUCCAAGAUCAACUUUGCUCAUUUCCCCCGCCUGACUAAUCUGAGGGCACUUUAUUUGCAAUGGAACCGCAUCAAACUGCUGACCCAGGGCCUGUCAUGGAUGUGGACUUCCCUGCAAAAGCUAGACCUGUCCGGAAACGAGCUCCAGAUGUUGGACCCCAGCACGUUUCAAUGCCUGCCCAACCUCCAGACCCUCAACUUGGACUCCAACAAACUGAACAAUGUGUCUCAACAGACUGUCGAGACUUGGAUCUCCCUCACCACCGUCAGUCUGGCUGGUAAUCUGUGGCACUGUAACCCCAACAUAUGCCCCCUAGUGGACUGGCUCAAGGCUUUCAAGGGAAACAAGGAGUCCACUAUGAUUUGCACGGGCCCUAAGGAGGCACAAGGAGAAAAAGUCACCGACGUGGUGGAGACUUACAACAUUUGCACAGUAACGCCAAGCCCCAUUACCUCAACAAGGGCGCCUCUCACCUCUGCAUUUCAAACAGAACCGCUUCCCCUUCCCACACGGCCCGAAGUGGACAAGAAGCUGGCGGACAACAGGACAGUCUCUCCUACUCCUUCGCAGGCCUCUCCUACCAUCCCUUUACCAGACUCUGAGUACGUGUCCUUCCAUAAGAUCAUCGCGGGUACUGUGGCCCUCCUCCUGUCCGUGGCUAUAAUCCUACUUGUUAUCUAUGUUUCGUGGAAGCGCUAUCCCAGCAGCAUCAAGCAGCUUCAGCAACGCUCCACGGUUAAAAAGCGGCAGAAAAAGGCUCGGGAGACUGAGCGCUCCUUUAAUUCGCCACUGCAAGAGUAUUACGUGGACUACAAGCCUUCACACUCCGAGACAAUGGAUGUGCUGGUUAAUGGGACAGGACCUUACACAUACACCAUCUCAGGCUCCAGGGAAUGCGAGAUUCCGCUGCAGUUGAGAGCCCUGACGUACACUUGUGAGCCGUCAGUGCUGGACUACUGCCGCGCUCACCUGCACGUCGACCUGGAGCCCCACAUUCCGGAGAUGGAUGGUCUGAGGCCAAGCAGGUACCAACGGGGCCCAAUGUCCGCCCUUCCCCCAUACCGAUUCCCUCCACCAGUGAGCAGCACACAUUAUUAAAUAGUCGACGGACUUUUUCAAACAAAAACGCAGACUGUGUUGAAGGGAAGUGGUGGAAAUGGUGAAGAAGCAACGGAGACAGUCGAUCUUCUGGAGAGCAUUCAGGAUGCAGGGUAAUGAGAAUGACAUAUUUCUCUGUGGGAAUACAGUGUAAGGGUGCAGUCGUAUUGAUUGACGAGCUUCUGACCCGCCGAAGCCUCGAUAUCCUCAAUUAGCCAAGGAGGCUGAACAGCAGCUUGACUCUCAAUGUUCCGCUCUGCUUGUUGAGGAGUUUGAGAGGUAAUACAUGGAUGAUUUGUUAAUCCUAUUAAGCAUUCUGUAUUUUCAUCCCUUCUCCUCGUCUGGGUACCUUUGCUGUGUCGGGUAAAAUAAUCUAAUGGAAAAAGUUAUCAACGGAGCAAGGAAACUGAAGGAAGGACUGCCGAUUCCAAGUUUUCUGCUGCUUAUUUUUUUUUUGGAGGGGGGGGGGAUAUUAUUCUGAUUACUAUUGCCAGUCCGAUGUCCCUGUAGAAUUUUCAUUUGUACUGAACUAACCAACUCAAGUGAGUAUAGAAGUGAUAGAGCACACACAAAAAGUCGACAUCCACACACCCUGCCAGAAAAUGGAAUACGGAUUUUUGAUUUUCUUCAUGAUUUGUGAAGUCCAUUGCAUUAUGAUUAACUGCGCAGAGACAUAAGCAUAUAAAAAAUGAACAGUAAGGCCAGAUCUUGUCUCAUUUGAACACGUAUAGUAUAUUGAGCCAGCUUUUCAUCAUCCAUAUAAUGCAUUCCUGUAUGAAAUGUUUAUUUUUCCUGCUCAGAUGUGCUCUUAUCGUGUUCUCAAAUAUCUACAUGCGUGAACUUUUUACAGGAUGUUACAUAUUAUAUGGAAAAUAAACUGUGGUAAAUCACUUGC